AUGAACUCCACGGAGGCGGAGAAGAACCUGUGGAAGCCGCACGUCGGUGUUAGUGAGGCCGCGGAGAAAUGUUUCCCGAAGAGCAACAGCACCACGACGUGCGGUAUAGAAAACGUGCGGGCGUACAGUAGUAAAGGUAUUGACUUCUUCUGCCGCGUGCAGAACCUCGAGCAAAAGAGUCUCCUCGAAUGCAACGCCGACUACAAGCCGGACGCGCGCAACAAGCUGCUGGGCUCGCCCACCAGCCAGCGGAGUCAAGACUCUGGCUUCUCCGACUCGGGCGAGUCCAACUAUGACUCCCAGAGCGACGACCACAAGCGUGAGCGGCGCGUUCGCUUCGAGAAGCGGUCGUUCGCGCGGACUCUCUCCAAGAUUAUGCGCGGCGCCAGCGCGUCGGGUCGCGCGGCGAAGUGCGCGAGCGCGACCCCCCUGGCGACGCCCGCCGGCCCGCCGGCGAGCCAGGAGUCCUCGACGCUCCCCCGACCGCGGCCGCGGGCCGGCCACACGCCCAAAUCGUCGCGCUUCUCGCACUCCAGCCUGCAGGUGGUGGAGGAGUACAAGCGGCUGGGCGCCGUCUCCGCCAGUUGCCAGGACCUGGCGCUGGCUGGCCGCGCCGGCCCGCUCACCUCCAGCCCCGUGCGCGCCGACCACGUGCUCGAGUGCUCGGCCAUCGAGCGCGAGCUGGACUCGAUCCUCGAGCGCGCCGAGCUACCCGACACGCAGCACGUGACCGUCCGGCCACGGCCCUCGCUCAACGACACCACCAUCGACUUUUCGCCGCGCCUGCAGGCGGCAGCCGACCUGCAGGCGCGCCGCUUCUGCAGUCUGCCCCGCGAGCAGGCGGCCCGGCCCGACCCCACCAUCCGGAUCGACGACGUCAGGUCCCCGUCAGUGCGCCACUGGCUGCAGGAGCAGUGCUGGGAGGUGGACGUCGAAUGCAUGAACACGCUGCAGAGCAAGUCGGUCAUCUCGGACAUGUCGCACCUGCUCGCGCUGGCCGCGAGGAACGCGCGAACCAACAUCCGGGACAUUCAGGUCCGCGCCAAAACCGUCAGCCGGGACUUCGCCUCGCUCUUCUCUCGAAUGGAGGAGCUGGACAUCAAGGAGGUCCCUCGGAUAGCGCAGACGGUCACCGAGGCGAUCCAAAGCUUCGUGCGAGAGUACGUGAUCUCGCAUCCGGACGGUCAGGCCUCGCACGUGCAGAACCUCGACAAACUGCGCUCCCUGAUGGAGAAGAUGCUGGAGUACGUCAAGUCCUGCGGCCAGAUGAACCGCACGUUCAAGGUCGACGAUCUGGUGGAAGUGCUGGCCUCGCUAGCGCAGGCCUUCAACCACCUGGUCGAUCUCAUUCUCGGCGAAGAAGUUAAGGUGAUGCUGAGCUCGCUGUCGCCGGAGCGCGACGUGCUCUGCCUGAAGCUGGGCCUGCGCUCGCUGACCUCUGUCGGCCUGGACGGCGGCCGGCUGUGUCGCGUGCUGUGUGCGCACGGCGCCGUCUCGCGGCUGGUGGCGCUCGUCUCCGGCCGCCGCCGCCAGCUGCGGCCGCAGGCGCUGCGCGCGCUCGCCACCGUCUGCUGCGUCUCGCAGGGCAUCAAGGCCUUCGAGAAGGCGGACGGUCUCCGGCUGGUGACCGGGAUUUUGGCGGACCCCCGCUCCACCGAGGAGGAGCGCUCCGAGUGCGCCGGCGUCAUCGCGCAGGUCACCUCGCCCUGGGUGGACAGCAUCCACCACGUGCGCGGCAUCAGCGACCACGUGGAGGACAUCAUACGCGAGCUGACUGGUCUGGCGGCGACCACCGACUCUGUGGAGACGCUGCUGCUGGCCUCGGCGGCGCUGGCCAACCUGACGUUCCUCAACAUCGGCGCCGUCCGCCUCCUGCUGCACAACGGCGCCGCCAAGGUGCUGGUGCACGCCACGCGCAACGCCGACAACUGCUCCCUCUUCCUCAAGGAUCAGGUGGCCACGAUCCUGGCCAACAUGGCGUCCAUCACGGAGUGCCAUGACGAGGUGCUGCGGAGUGGCGGGCUGCCGGCGCUGCUCUCCUUCCUCGGCGAGCACCCGCCAGCCGGCGACGCGGCCGAGCCGAGCGUGCAGGCGGCCGAGCGCGUGCAGCAGAAGGCGGCCAUCGCGCUGUCGCGGCUGUGCGUGCGCCGCUCGGUGGCGCUGCAGGUGGUCGAGGGAGGCGGCCUGCAGCGCCUGGUGCAGCUUUGCCGCGACGGCGCCCAGCGCAACCACUCGGACGGCGUGCUCGUCGCCUGUCUGGCGACGCUGCGCAAGAUGGCGUCCGCGUGCGGUCUAGAGGUGUUCGAAAAUGGCGACGGUCUGGACCUGGUGGAGCCGCGACUUCUCGAGUCGUUCCUGCUCUGCUCUUCCAAGCAAGAGAGCUACGUAUAGCUUCAGACCCGCCGUCCGAUUGCAAGCCCACGAGAGCUCCUAGAGUCAUCAGCAGCCAAAUGUUUCCAGCGGCAUCUCUCGGAUGUCUCGCGCCGCUGUGACCAGCGUCAUCGCUCGACUUGCACCGUCUCCGUGCUGCCACCCAGGGCUGGAUUGUGCUCGUCUGCCGUCGGCACGCGUACUCGUCUACGCCGUCGGCGUGCGUGCUCGUGUACCGUCGGUGUGCGUACUCGUCUACCGUCGGUGCGCGCACUCGUCUGCCGUCGGCGCGCGUACUCGUCUACCGCCGGCGUGCGUGCUCGUCUACCGUCGGCGUGCGUCCUCGUCUACCGUCGGCGUGCGCACUCGUCUGCCGUCGGUUACGCCGACAGCGCCGGAAGGGUCCAGGCGCGGCUGAAUCGUGUGCAACGAGACGCCUUUGUGAUCGGGCGGCGAGAACUGGUGACGCCACGCUGAUGCUAUGAAUGGCCAUCGGAGCGUUGCUUUGUUGCACGUAUUUGCCAGACUGCAUGGCAGAAAAUGACGGGGAGGAUUACAACUACCUAGCCCAUCUAGUCUUCCAUUUCUGCUCAGCGCAUCUUAGAACCGUUCAAACGUCACGCCAUAGU
This is a messenger RNA of Pollicipes pollicipes, 2999 nucleotides long. RefSeq names its product protein inscuteable homolog. The record is from RefSeq and is a predicted model, not a curated record. Gene Ontology annotation, molecular function: cytoskeletal adaptor activity; protein binding. The coding region runs from base 1 to 2391 and encodes 796 amino acids. Gene Ontology annotation, cellular component: apical cortex. The transcript is spliced from 9 exons. Gene Ontology annotation, biological process: regulation of asymmetric cell division; establishment of mitotic spindle orientation; asymmetric cell division. NCBI's taxonomy places the organism in Eukaryota, Metazoa, Arthropoda, Thecostraca, Pollicipedomorpha, Pollicipedidae.